This is a messenger RNA of Aspergillus clavatus NRRL 1, 1074 nucleotides long. RefSeq names its product putative RTA1 domain protein. Lineage: Eukaryota; Fungi; Ascomycota; Eurotiomycetes; Eurotiales; Aspergillaceae. The transcript is spliced from 3 exons. Gene Ontology annotation, cellular component: membrane. The record is from RefSeq and is a predicted model, not a curated record. Bases 1 to 1074 code for a protein of 357 amino acids.
AUGCUUGAAGCAAGAUCGGCAUACGGUACGAUCAAACCCAUCCAGACUUAUUUAGUUUACUCUUUUGACUGUGGUCUAGAAGAAGGAAGCUUCUGGUAUUACGCACCGAACAAGGGUGCUCCUAUAGCUUUUGCUAUCUUAUUCGCUGCAUCGGGCCUCAUCCACAUCUACCAGUGCUGCAAAUACAGGUCGUGGAAGGUGACCGGGAUGUUACCCUGGUCAGCUCUACUCUUCACAGCUGGUUUUGUUAUGCGGGCUAUUGGCGCUUGGGGCCAAUGGGACAAUCUCGGUAUAUUCAUUGCCAGUACUGUUUUACUGCUGGCUGGGCCACCUGUCUACGAGGGAGCCAACUUCUUUACUCUGGGCCGUAUUCUCUAUUAUAUCCCCUACCAUUCACCGAUUCAUCCUGGUCGAGUGUUCACCACUUUCGUUGCCAUAAGUGUUGUGAUUGAGGUGAUCACAGCCAAUGGAGCAGCACUGCUGGCUAACACGGACAAUCCUAUCAGCAAGCAAAAUACAGGCAAGGCUCUGCUCAAGGCUGCUCUGAUCCUUCAAAUUGCGUUGAUGGCGGGAUUUGUGGCUCUUGCCAGCAAAUUCCACUACAACUGUCACCGUGGCGGAGUUCUGAACGGCAAGGUCAAACGUGCGUUGUGUGUUCUCUACGGUAGCUGCGCGCUGAUAACUAUUCGAACCAUUUACCGGACCGUGGAGUACUUCACGGCUGCCAGUCUCAAUAUAUCCAACGCUGCUGACAUAAGCCCUGUUUUGAAAGACGAGUGGUUCUUUUGGGUUUUCGAGGCUGCAGUGAUGUUCACGAACACCACGUUGCUCAAUGUCUUUCCUCCUAUGCGAUGGCUGCCUCGCUCCAACAAGGUCUACCUUGCGCAGGAUGGGGUGACCGAAAUCGAAGGUCCUGGCUAUGAUGACUAUCGUCCAUUCUUGCUCACUAUGUUCGAUCCCUUCGAUUUGGUUGGUCUCGUCACUAAGAGAGGGAAGAAGGAGAAGUUUUGGGAUCUACAGAAAGUGGAAUCACAUUCAAGCAUCAAGCAGCCAACCUCUACUACUCAAGUUUGA